AUGCUGUCUCUUCGCCUGCUCGCUGUUUUGGCUACUGCCUUGUCGGUCAAUGCCCAAGUCGGCGAUAUGCACAACAACGGAGCCUUAGUUGCUAGAUCGGCUCCGAUUAACAGCGGUUAUCAACCUCCUGCCUCGGUCAAGACUGAUAAUACCCAGGGUGCAAUCAGCCCUGCUGGCAACCGGGCUAGCCACCGUGUUUGCCACCGACGGGGCGGCAAAUUAGUUCUUCGCUCCGACGUAGUGAGCGGCACUACUUCAUCUUGUGUCACUGGUGGUGCACCUCCUGCCGCUACUACUGCUGCAGCUGGGGGUUAUGGCUCUGAUGACUCUGUUAACAGUUAA
This is a messenger RNA of Pyricularia pennisetigena, 342 nucleotides long. RefSeq lists its product as uncharacterized. The record is from RefSeq and is a predicted model, not a curated record. The transcript has a single exon. NCBI's taxonomy places the organism in Eukaryota, Fungi, Ascomycota, Sordariomycetes, Magnaporthales, Pyriculariaceae. The coding region runs from base 1 to 342 and encodes 113 amino acids.